Molecule: messenger RNA, 930 nt
Organism: Amorphotheca resinae ATCC 22711
Lineage: Eukaryota; Fungi; Ascomycota; Leotiomycetes; Helotiales; Amorphothecaceae
Exons: 1
Coding region: 1-858 (285 amino acids)
Source: RefSeq, a predicted model, not a curated record
AUGAGCUUUUUCGGCUAUCCUCGUAGAUACGGUGGUGGAGGUCUGGGGGGUAUAUUUGGUAGAGGAUAUGGUGGGGGAUAUGAUGGAGGAUACGAUGGAGGAUAUGGUGGAGGGUACGGUGGAGGGUACGGUGGAGGGUACGGUGGAGGGUACGGUGGAGGGUACGGUGGAGGGUACGGUGGAGGAUUAGGUGGAGGAUUAGGUGGAGGAUUAGGUGGAGGAUUAGGUGGACUCGGUGGAGGGUAUGAUGGAGGAUAUGGUGGAGGAUAUAGUGGUAGAUUCGGUGGUGGACUGGGUGGACUCGGUGGAGGUUAUGAUGGAGGAUAUGGCGGAGGAUAUGGUGGUAGAUUCGGUGGUGGAUUAGGUGGACGAUACGGAUUGGGUGGAGAUUAUGGCCUGGGCGGACUCGGUGGAGGUUAUGGAUUGGGCGGCGGUGGAUUUGGCAGAGACUAUGGAUAUGGUGGAGGCGGAGGCGUUUACGACAACAUAUAUGGCCGCGAUGCCUACGGCGACGGCCGUAGAAAUAUGCCACGCGGCAACGACAACUAUCAGGGCGGACGUGCCUGGACCAUACCAACCUCCUCAUCUUCCAGCCGCAGCGCCACUGGCGGCUCCGGGCCCUCAAUAUUCUCGAGCGAACACACGCGUCAUCGAGCAAGAAGACACGGCGAACACCCGAGAAGACAUGGAGGGGGGCAUGGAGGACAUGGAGGACAUCAUGGAGGACAUGCCCCUCGAUAUAACGUUAGGGUUUCGGUCCACCACCGACAUCGCGCACGCGAGCCUGAUGUUAGACCGAAUCCUCGCCGUCGGACGCUGUGUGGUUUAAUUGGCCAUAUCACGGAUUACUAUCGUUGAAAGAGUGGAAGGAGAUGAUGGUUGGUUUGAGUAGAUUGUAGAUAGGUAGAUAGGUAGAUUUUGCUAAUCGAU